AAGAGCCGCCGCGGAGCGAGUGCGCCACCGCUCCGGAUCUGCAAUCGGUGGUCGAGAAAAAGCGAAAGUGCCUCUGCCUGCUUGCGCCAUGGACAUCGCCAUCCACCACCCCUGGAUGCGCCGGCCCUUCGGCUUCCCUGCGCUCUUCCCUUCUCGCCUCUUCGACCAGAGGUUUGGUGAGGGGCUACUGGAAUCCGACCUGUUAUCGGGCACGCUCAGCCCCUACUAUAUGCGCACGCCGGGCAUGCCCAUGCCGGGCAUGCCCAUGCCUAAUUUUCCGGACACGGGUCUCUCGGAGGUGAAGAUAGAUAAAGACAAGUUCUCCGUCCUCUUGGAUGUGAAGCACUUCUCACCAGAGGAGAUCAGUGUGAAAGUUGUGGGCGACCACAUUGAAGUACACGCGAAACAUGAGGAACGCCCGGAUGAGCACGGCUACAUCUCCCGGGAGUUCCACCGCCGCUACAUGAUCCCCAAGGGGGUGGACCCAGCGUCGAUCACUUCUGCCCUCUCUCCAGAUGGGGUACUCUCCAUCACAGCUCCGGUUGCCCAGGCCGCCCUUCCACAAGAGCGCAACAUCCCCAUCAGCCGCCAGGAGAAACCAGCGGUCACUGGAAAGUAAUCGGGCUACCUGCCUCGGCUGGAAGCUUGCUUUCAUUCCCCUUUGAAGCCCGUGUUCUGGGCCGACUCUCCCUUGACAGUUGCCAAUCAGCCUAAGCCUUUACGGAAGCCAUGUUUUGCUCUCUCUAUCCUGCUGGAGGCCUGACAGCAGAGACUUGAUUGCUCCAGGAUUAUCUUUAAGGGCACUUUCGUUGUACUCGAGAAGCUGGGAUUGGGUCUCUUCUUGGGUCGGCGUAGCCCUCUGCUGCCAGCUUAACAUGUAUCACUGUUCAUGCUGAACUCGUCCAUAAAUAUGGAUACUGAGUUGUAUUUACUUGUCAUUGCAAAACUAAUAUGGAUACUUCAUAAUAAACUUGAGGUUAAUCCC
Eublepharis macularius is the source of this 985-nucleotide messenger RNA. It is a transcript of the gene HSPB6, whose product is annotated as heat shock protein family B (small) member 6. The record is from RefSeq and is a predicted model, not a curated record. NCBI's taxonomy places the organism in Eukaryota, Metazoa, Chordata, Lepidosauria, Squamata, Eublepharidae. Gene Ontology annotation, biological process: response to heat; protein refolding. Gene Ontology annotation, molecular function: protein folding chaperone; structural constituent of eye lens. The transcript has 3 exons. The coding region runs from base 89 to 619 and encodes 176 amino acids.